AUGAUAUUUGCGUGGCAGGUGGUUCUCGGCAUCUGCCUCUUGUGGCAAAUGACGAAGGCCGAGGUGAUUUUCAAGCUUAUGAAAGUCGAGUGCGAGGGAAAUCCGGCGAGAGUUAAAAAUGUUUCCUGUUAUGUGAAGGCGGUCAAUUGGAAUAUGGGGGAGGUGAACAUGGACUGUCAUUUGACUGUGACCGUGAGAAACCCAAUGAUUCGAAUGGAGAUCUUAAGGAAGGAUUACAGCAACCAGUACCAACCGUUCUUAGUUGACAUUAUUCUUCGAUUUGACAAAUGCUGGCUAACGACUGAUAUCACUGAAAAAGUAGUUAUAGCAAUGAUAUUUGCGUGGCAGGUGGUUCUCGGAUGCUGCCUCAUGUGGAAAAUGACAGAGGCCGAGGUUAUUUUCAAGCUUAUGAAAGUCGAGUGUGAGGGAAAUCCGGCGAGAGUAAUGAAUAUUUCCUGUCGUGUAAAGCCGAUCAAUUGGAAUUCGGCGGAGGCGAACAUGGACUGCUUUUUGACUGUGCCCUUGAUAAGCCCAAUUAUUCGGGCGCAGAUCUUUAGAAAGGAUUAUAGCAACAAGUUCCAGCCUUUUCUAGUUGAUGCGACAUUUAGCAUUUGCGACGUGAUUGAAAGGAAGAGCUAUAUUCCCUACGGCGUCAUGAUUUGGAAGCAGCUAAAAAGAUACUCCAAUGCGAAUCACUCCUGUCCCUUUUCGGGAAACUUAACAUUACGAAAUGCAUUAUUGCCCACGGAGCUGCUGCCACCGUUUCCACAAGGCUUCUAUCAGUUCCGUUUUACAUUCUUGGAUUCCAAUUCUACCAACCGCGACUAUGUGGCCACUGUAAAAAUGUUAUUUCAAAGCAUGGAACCGAUAAAAAGUAAAAAACGACCAGUGUCUAAAAAUGAAAACGUUCGUUAA
This is a messenger RNA of Drosophila takahashii, 915 nucleotides long. RefSeq lists its product as uncharacterized. The record is from RefSeq and is a predicted model, not a curated record. Lineage: Eukaryota; Metazoa; Arthropoda; Insecta; Diptera; Drosophilidae.